Molecule: messenger RNA, 2020 nt
Organism: Wasmannia auropunctata (little fire ant)
Lineage: Eukaryota; Metazoa; Arthropoda; Insecta; Hymenoptera; Formicidae
Product: G2/mitotic-specific cyclin-B
Exons: 5
Coding region: 367-1548 (393 amino acids)
Biological process (GO): regulation of cyclin-dependent protein serine/threonine kinase activity; mitotic cell cycle phase transition
Cellular component (GO): cyclin-dependent protein kinase holoenzyme complex; cytoplasm; nucleus
Molecular function (GO): cyclin-dependent protein serine/threonine kinase regulator activity
Source: RefSeq, a predicted model, not a curated record
AAGGAAUAUCACGCUGCCUCGGUCGUUUGAUAACGGCUGAGCGGUUGGUUUCGUUGCCGGAUACCAUCUUUAAAUCCCCCUCGCGCGCUUAAAUGCCACCCCGGCCACGGUCUCGCGUACCGGUCGUUUCUCGAUGAUCUUCGUGGAUCUUGCGAAGGCUCGUCGAGCGAACAAUUUUUCGAUGAAAUAGAUCUGGAGUAAUGAUGAGGAAAUUUCUUCCUCUACGAGGAGAAUGCAACGUUGUGUUUAAGAGCACCGAGAGCGUCGUAUUGGCAUCCGGCGACGGAUUUAGAGUAUCCUCAGUUGAUUUCUAAGCAUUAUGUGAACCAUGCAAACCAAGAGAAUAUUAAAAGUACGAAACCCUCGAUGGUUGUUGUACCGUCGAAAGGGAAACGAGCGGUGCUAGGUGAAAUAAGUAACAGGGUUAACACUUUGAGAGGCGCCGAGCCCAUCGACAGGAUUAGUUUAUUGCAAAAGAAGAAAGCGACAGUAGCGAAUCCGAAGCGGCAAGCUGUAAAGCCAGUAGCGAAUCCAUCCGAGAAGCCGCCAGUGCAAAUUGUAAAGCCGGUCGUGAAAACCUCUUCCAAUGUUGUAAAUAUUGCGUCCAAUGCGGUCGACGUGCCAGCUGCUCCCGUUAGUGUAAAGAGAGAAGAGAGGGACUCAUUUUCAACGGGUCUGAUAAAGUUUGAAGAUAUUGACGAGCAAGACAAGGAUAAUCCCAUUCUAGUGUCUCUCUUCACCAACGACAUACACGACUACUUGAGGACGUUAGAGAAAAAAUUCCCUGUCAAGAAGGGAUAUCUGGCGGGCCAGGAAGUCACCCCCAAGAUGAGAUGCGUGCUGGUAGAUUGGUUGGUGGAGGUGCAUCAGCAGUUUCGACUGAUGCAAGAGACGCUGUACCUCACCGUCGCGAUUAUCGAUCGCUUCUUACAAUCUUAUCGAAGCAUAGAUAGAAAGAAAUUGCAGCUGGUAGGUGUAACAGCCAUGUUUAUCGCUAGCAAGUAUGAGGAAAUGUAUUCGCCGGAUAUAAGUGAUUUCGUAUAUAUCACGGACAAGGCGUACUCAAAGGCAGACAUACUGAACAUGGAGAUGCUCAUUGUGAAAACUUUGGACUAUUCGUUCGGGCGACCGUUACCCCUGCAUUUUCUUCGAAGAUACAGCAAAGCUGGAAAGGCGCUGCCUAUACACCACACGAUGGCUAAGUAUUUCCUCGAGCAAAGCUUGAUUUACUACGAAUUGUGUCAUUAUCCACCUAGUCUCAUCGCUGCAGCGGGGUUAUAUCUAGCAUUUUUAAUUAUCGGUAAUGAUGAAGAGGACGAAGGCAAGGUUAUCUGGACCGAUACUCUAACAUACUACAGCACUUACUCCAAGGACGAUGUGUUACCUGCAGUACACGAUAUAGCUGCCAUAAUAGUUAACGCGGAAGACAGUAAAUAUCAAGCUGUGAGAAAGAAGUACGUCCAUGUGAAACACAUGAAAAUAAGUAUUCGACCAGAGCUUAAGUCGCCCGUUUUACUUUCCAUUGCAACAAGAAGCAAUGAGUCAUAAAAAAAAGUUGUAAUAAAACAGAAUAGAAUUUGUGAACUAUGAUUUUGAGAUAAUUUCAAUAAGGCGUUUGUCUGCCGCAUUAAAUUAUGUUGUCUCGAUGAGUAUUGCUCAUGGGCAUUACGGUUCAUGGGAGAUCGCGUCAAAGAAUGGAUUAUGAUGCAUGAAGGAUAAAGUUAGAACUACUUUAUCGCAAAGAUAAAUGAAACGUUGCACGCGCUAGACAUUUUUAAUGCACAAAUUUCUUAUUGAAAAGUCUAUUCUCGUUUAGUCACGUAACGAAAACAAAAGGAGACGUAUUUAGAGCUUUAUAUACAAACAUUUGUUAUUAUACGCAUGAAAAUUUAGUCGGGUAAUACUGAUGGACUUUUAUUUUGGACUGCCGUAGUGAAACUAGGUAUAGCGGAAAAAAAGAACCGUAAAAACGCAUCUUUUAUAAUGAAAUAUUAAAUAAAGCUUUUAGUUUUUAUUCCUA